This is a messenger RNA of Closterium sp. Yama58-4, 1083 nucleotides long. The record is from the annotation of a GenBank genome assembly. NCBI's taxonomy places the organism in Eukaryota, Viridiplantae, Streptophyta, Zygnematophyceae, Desmidiales, Closteriaceae.
AUGGCGCGUCUCGCUGGCGCUUGGUCUCUUAGUGCAGCCAUCAGCAUCGAGAGUGGGAGCGCCAACGACGGACAGGACCCAUGCGCAGAGGGAGCAGCGGGGCUGGGAGUUGACGGUGCUGGCUGCAACGACUCCUUCGCGCUGGUACGCUUGCAGCUCGCGACAUCAGGGUGGGGGCUGACGGCGCUGGCGGCAACGGGAGGCUGCAACGGCUCAUCCACAUGGCACGCUGUCAAUUCCGGUUUUCUAGCGGGAGCUGACGGCGCUGGCUGCAACGACUCUCAUCCACGUGCGCAGGAGUCUACGGCGCUGGCGGCGUCGAUUGCUCCUCUCUCUUGGAGCUGCGGGAGAGGGCGGGAGCCAACGGCGCUGGCGGGACAACAACGCUGGCGGGGACAACGACGCUGGCGGGACAACAACGCUGGCGGAAACAACGGCGCUGGCGGGGACAACUACGCUGGCGGGGACAACUACGCUGGCGGGGACAACGGCGCUGGCGGCGAGGAGCUUGGAGGAGGAGCGUUUCCGGAGAUCAAGACUCUCGAAGACAAUGUGAAGUUUACACAGAUGCUCACGAUGGUACCUCAGCUGGUGGGCGACCAUACAGCCCUGCUGGGAGUGCUGGCACGGGGAGUGAGGGAGUGCUCUCUGCGGCCGCUAGUGGGGAGGGAACUUGACCUAGACCCCUUCUUGGACAACAUGGGAGUCGCUGAAGUGCUCUCUCUGCGGCCGCUAGUGGGGAGGGAGCUUGACCGGAUCCCUUCUUGGACAACAUUGGUGGAACAUCAUUUGAAGAAGGCACACGAGGAGGGGAAGACAGCCUCUCAGGCGACCUCCCCCCCUGUUACAAUCACAGUCUUCAGGGGUCUCAACGAAAUCACAAUCAAGGUGUUGGAUCAGGGAGGGGGCAUUGCAAACGAACUCAAGGAAAAGGUGUGGAGCUACGGCUUCUCGUCUCUGGAUGAAAAUGCAGAUGCAGGCCCACCUGCAGCCCUCUGGACUCCCACGGCAGUCCCAUGGCCAGACUCGGGUUCGGCCUUCCCCUCUCCCGCCUGCACGCACAGUACUUUGGGGGAGACAUAG